AUGGUUUACCAAGCCAUGGAGAAGAUAAAGAUCAUCGAAGAGAGGUUUCAAACUACUCAGAGUUGCAAGAAAUCCUACACUAAUGUUAGGAGGAGAGAUCUGGAGUUCGAAUUGCACAAUUGGAUAUACUUGAAAGUCUCACCCAUGAAGGCAUUUAUUCAUCCCGUGUUUCACAUCUCUAUGCUUAAGAAGUGUUUGGAAGAUCUUUCACUUAUUAUCCCAACUGAGAGCAUUAAGGUGAAAGAGAGUUUGAGUUAUGAAGAGAUUCUUGUUCAGAUUUUAGAUCAGCAAGUUCACAAAUUGAGAACAAAGGAGGUAGCAUCCGUCAAAGUUCUAUGGCGAAAUCACUUUGUUAAAGAAGCUACAUGGGAAGCUGAAGAGGAUAUCAAAGCUAGAUACCCUUAUCUAUUUGUGCCUCCCAAUGAUGAUGUCGAUGGUAAUGUUCCUUCUCUAUCUUUGAUUUGA
This is a messenger RNA of Solanum dulcamara, 465 nucleotides long. RefSeq lists its product as uncharacterized. Bases 1 to 465 code for a protein of 154 amino acids. The transcript is spliced from 2 exons. Lineage: Eukaryota; Viridiplantae; Streptophyta; Magnoliopsida; Solanales; Solanaceae. The record is from RefSeq and is a predicted model, not a curated record.